Molecule: messenger RNA, 1843 nt
Organism: Agrilus planipennis (emerald ash borer)
Lineage: Eukaryota; Metazoa; Arthropoda; Insecta; Coleoptera; Buprestidae
Exons: 3
Coding region: 230-1843 (537 amino acids)
Source: RefSeq, a predicted model, not a curated record
CUUUGACAUUUACCUAAUCGACAAUGUAAACGAUCAUUCUAUUUAUGAACUUUCGCUAAAAUUUUUUGUGUUCAUUUCUGCAAUCUACAAAUAACCUCUAUUUUCGGAUAUCCUUUUUUAUUUUCAUAACGCGAACGUUGUAGCUUAUAUUUAACUAUUUCAUAAAAAUAACUGUCGUUUAUUGGAGUAAGAAAGUAGGGUGCGCAUGGUAUGAGAAAAUUUUAGAAAAAUGAAUCGUUUUUUUACAACAAUGUACAAGGAACGGGGAAAACCAUACUACCCUGAAAAUGUAGCAAAAGCUGAGCAUGAACGUUUGUUGUCGUCGACACUUCUUGUUCAUCCUUUGUAUAAGAAAACUCUUCCUCAACAAAUAAAUAAGGAUCCUGUAGUUGUUCAAAGAAUUAGGGAAGAAAAGAAAAGAUUAACAAAGAAUUAUCAGCUCUUUUUGGACACAUAUCACGAUCAUUUUAGUGGAAAGUUAAGAAAAUCGAAGAACAAGAUAAUAAAAAGAAGUUCUUCACCGUCAUCUCCAAAACGAGAAAAGAAAUUCAACAUCACCGUGAAUCCUAGAAAUCCCGUUCAACGUCAAGGAAAAUUUCUAGACAAGUACUCUCGCAAAUGCUUACAACUCGAUCUGAAAUUUGUUGAAAACGAAACUCCUCCGUCAGAAACAAUAACUCCUCACGAUGUUCAGCCUAAAAGCAAAAUGCACAAUUUCGUUUUGGAGGAACUGGAAAGGACCAACGAUGAAAUAGACACCUUUAACACCCAGCUCCAGGCGAUCCAAGGAAUUCUGAACGAUCGCAAGGUGGAACUAAAGUUUCCAACGAACGAUAACAUUGAGCAGGUUGAGACAAAAGAAGAAAUCAUAAAGAGAUCAAAAUCAAGAGAUUUUCUUGGUAAAACCCUCGAUAGAAACUUUAGAAAUAUUAGAACGAAUGAGUUGCCCAAAAUGCAUUACAAAAGCAUGGCAGAUGCUUUGCUUAGUAAGAAGAAGACAACAAGUUUAGAAUUGUUAUAUUCCAAUAAUUCCUAUCACAAAAAGGGUCAAUCAUUUGCAAAGUUGAUAGAUUCAAAUUCAGAAAUGAAUAUAAAUAACGAUAAGAAAAUUACGGCAGAUUCUGCACUGCACCUCCGGAAAUCCAGCACAUCUAACCUGGAUGAUUUCUACAAAGAAAUAAAUUCAAGAUUUCCGUUUUCAAAAUUCCGCUCAUUGUACAAACCGGAUAUGGAUAGCGUUAGUACACCUAUUCCCAAAAAGAACAACAACAUGAUGACGAAUGUAGUUGAAAAGGCGAAAUCAUACUCGCACGAAAAAUCACCAAGAACCAGUUUAAAGUCAUCACCACGACCAGCUGGCCGGUAUAACAACAGGAUCACCAAUACUAAUAAGAAUAAGCACCUUCCACAUAAAAGAAAUACGAAGCUGAACACACAAAUCACACCUGUUGAUUUCAAGGGAGAGUGUGGUGAUAAAGCUGAGUUUCAAAAACACAAAAGAUCACCUAGAAAAAGUCCAAGGAUUGCAAAAGGAAAUGUACACUACCCCAAUGGCACUGAUUGCGUAAUGAAAUCGUACAUUGAGCAAAAAUUAUUACCUAGAAGUCCUUUGGACGCUUCUGAAGGUAGAUAUAAAUUUUCGAGUCAAAAUAAUAGUCCGAAAUCUAACAACAAGUCAAAUUAUACCCAAUCACGCACAACCGAAUUCGAAAAGGUACUUCAAGAGAAUGUACCUCAUGGAAUUUUUGGAAACGAACAACUUCCAAAAGGGAUAACAAACUCCCUGUUUCUAAAAAAUGAACUCAAACAANCAAUUUCUCGAUACACAAUCAGUAUUGACUAG